This is a messenger RNA of Amyelois transitella, 5933 nucleotides long. RefSeq names its product ankyrin repeat and fibronectin type-III domain-containing protein 1 (gene wake). Gene Ontology annotation, biological process: establishment of mitotic spindle orientation; regulation of establishment of bipolar cell polarity; signal transduction. Bases 300 to 4604 code for a protein of 1434 amino acids. Gene Ontology annotation, cellular component: spindle. Gene Ontology annotation, molecular function: protein binding. The transcript is spliced from 15 exons. The record is from RefSeq and is a predicted model, not a curated record. NCBI's taxonomy places the organism in Eukaryota, Metazoa, Arthropoda, Insecta, Lepidoptera, Pyralidae.
ACAAACAAAUCUCAGUCGUUGUGACACGCUCGCCAAACAGACAUAUCUGAUAACGUAUCAAAUCAACGAUUGUGCAAAUGAGAACGCUAUCGUACGGUCGUGCCGCAAACAGAGGCCAGACUGCGAGCCUGAGGUCUGAACACUCUAAACCAAAGCCCUACCUUCCAGCAUUCGACACUCCGGCGCCGCAACGGGCGAACGUCGGACUCGCGUCACUAUCGUUCGAGUGAAUAGAGUGCGUGCAGUCUUCAACGUGCAAUGCCCAGCGCUCCCCGCGCCCCGCUACCCCUCGCAGGGCUAUGGAGACCCUUCUCGACAAAUUCAAGAGGGAGCAAGGAGGUCUGCGACGCUCCCGAUCCGUCCGCGCGUCCCUUCGUAUGAUAGGCAACCGCUGGCGAUCCAAAGACGAGCCAGAUGAUCUCGAGAAGCUUAAGCGGAACUCCGUCGUAUUCAGUACGCAGAUUUGGAGCACCGAAAAGGAUUACGACGUCGCUUAUACUGGAAUAGACGGGACCUACAAAUCGAAGACACCGGCGAUGGCGCGGAAGAAAUUGGAACCAGUGAAGCAGAGGAGGAAGAGUGGUGAUAUAGAUUUGAAUUUGAAGCCGCAGCGGCCGAAAAAAGUGGAGAAGACUAAGUUCAGUGAUUUGUUUAUGAAUAAGAAGCACAAAAGUAUGUCGGCGAAGGAGCUGAUCGUGCCGGAGAAGAUUCCGCCUAAAGCGGCUGCGUUACUGCACAUACAUUCUCCUGAUGGGAAGAAGAAAUUAAAGGGGAUGGCCAAGUCGGAGUCCGCGAAGUCUAUGGCGGAUUUGAUGAUACAGCAAAGGACUAGGAGAGGGUCUGAAAGCGACAUGACCUUUCCCAGUCAACCGAGGGGAUGUGUCAACCCCGCAUUCGUGUACAGCACGCCACCGAAGGAAAGAAAGCUGCCUCUGUCUCCUUCUGCAUAUCUCAAGCUCCAGUACGGUGCGCUGCUAGAAGGGUGCGGGGGGGAGCUGCCAUCACUCAGCGCGUGCGCACCGCUCCCCCCGCACCUCGACAAGGCAACUAGGCGACAACAAAAAGAUGCGCGCGCGCAACAAGACAAAAUUGCACAAGUUAACAUACAUUUGCAGGCGUUAUUUGCGGCGGUUGAACACGGAUACCUGGAUAAGGCUAGGAAUAUUCUGGAAUCAACCGACGUGGACGUAAACAGCCUCAAUGCAGAUGGACUGUCACCGCUGGACGUGGCCGUUCUGGGCAGCAACCGGCAGCUGGUCAAGAUGCUCAUGGAGUUUGGAGCCAAGGAAGGCACUCAAUUCAAAACCCCCGACGCUUUGGGUGCCCACCUGCGAAGGUUGACCAGGGAGGCGGAAUCUCGUCUGCAUGAGGUGGUUGGAUGUGCCCAAGAGAAGACUUGCAGAGACGACGCGUGUACAAGGUCUUCGGCCAGUGGUCAAGCUGGAACGACGGGAUGCGCAGGCGGCGCGGGGUCAGAGAGGGACAAACAGGCGCAGCACUGGGAGAGGAGGGUGCGGACGUUAAAACGUCUAGUCCUAGGCUGGCAGCAGUCCCGCGCCCCUCCCGCCCCUCCACCCCCUGACCUGGAAGUAUGCGGAUCCCAUGCUGUCACCGUGAGGCUGAAAGACGCCAGGGGGAACUUACUAAAAGACCCACCGAUAGUCACCAAAUAUAGAGUGGAAUGGUCAUCGCGGGCAGACUUCUCCAACGUGUGUGGCACUCGGGACGUACCAUCUACUGGAUCUAACAACACCCGGGUGCUCGCCACGGGGCUGACUCGAGGGCGGCGGUACUUCUUCAGGGCGGCAGCGGGAAAUUUAAAGGGCUGGGGACCUUAUAGCGUCACGGUGCCAAGGAGCGUCGUACCUAGUAGUUGGCGAGACGUAUCAGCCCGCGUGGUGCGCGGCACGGGUGGCGGCGCGGCGGCCGCUCUGGAAGCCCUGUCAGCAGCCGCGGCCGGAGCCCGAGCGCGCCCCACCACCGCGCCGCCGCGCCCGUCUAGAAAAAAAACCACUACUAUACGACAGCUGUUCACAGCGGCUAGCAAGUUCCAGAAGAAUCUAAGAAGGGGCGUGUACCUAGCAUGUAUCCUAUACCAUGAAGACAAGGUCUUGGUGACGAGCGAGGAGUUCCUGCCUGUCAUCGAAGUGGACGAGACCUACCCCACCUGUAUAUACACUGACUUCCAUUGGCUAAUGAAGGUAUCUUGCGCUUGGGACGACGUGAAGGCUCUUCGGUCGGAUAUGGAGAAACACACCUCUUCCUCAAUACACUUUCGACUGAAACUGCUGACUGCGGCUGCGCAAAUGCAAUCCGCGUUGUGCAUACAGGAUCUUGGUCAAUUAUACCACAAGCCACUACGCGACUCCCACGGCACAGUGGUGCUAUCUUGCGUAAACGGAGUGAAGUCAGCCAAGGCCGUGUCGGCUUUGAACUCCCGCUGGGCGCCCGUGUCAAGGUUAAGGAGAAGGGUACUUAGUGACGAUAAUACCAUUGGGGAACUGCUUAUGGCGUCCGUACAUGAGCAGAUUGCUUAUCAUCAGGUUUCCCGAGUGCAACUGCCACGAGGCUUAUAUCUUGGUUACUUGAAGUUGCAAUCCUCGGUGGAAGUGGUCCGGAUAGUGGCCCCGGCGCGGACUCCAAACGUGCCUCCACACACCAGGGUCAGGGAAAAUCCACACGUUUCCGCUGAAGAAUGGGAUUACUUAAAAAAUCAGUCCGGUAGAGUAUGCAACGAGGAAGCGCAACCUGUCAAUAGUCUGGUUUCAAUAAGGGGCCACCAAGAAAAGCCAUCAGAAUCUCAAGAAAUGUUCCUAGACCAUAUCGCGUCCGCAGCGAGGCGGCUCUUCAAAGAAAUGGAGAUACCUAUCGAAAGCGUCAUCGCCCACCGAAUCUAUGACCUCGAGGUCAUCGAACUUAACAGUGACGUCAGCUUCAUCAUGAUAUGCCCACCAGCAGAACAAGCUUGCUCAGUACCAGGCCAAAAAGAAAUACUCCUACAAAAAGGAGACUUGCUCAGCUUACCUAUACAAGCGUUCGAAAUGAUUCACCUUCAAACUUAUCACACUAAUAUUCUUAACAAAUACUCCAAACUUAGUUGCGUAUUAGAAUUAGAUGUAGCUUUAGCCGCUCAUUCUCACCGAGAAGCGUUUUCGUGUACAGAAAUGCAGACAGCCAAAGAACGUUUGACAAAAUUAGAAGAUCUGCAAAAUAAUUUAAAUACGAUAUGGAAAGCGGAAAGAUGGUUGAUGGACUUAAUUGGUUUUGCGAGAGAUAAAGAUAAAGCUAUAUCUUGCUCUGGAAUACUGCUCAAACACAUAUUCGAUAAAACGCCAAGUCAAGUAAGUGGGGACUGUGUUGAUAGUGAGACUGACUAUAAAGAAUCUAGUUUGAAAGUGGAGUUCCUACAGAUACCUUCAAGAGAUGGAAAAAUUACUAAAAGCUCACCGGGACGUGGGUCAUGGCCGGGCCCGGCUGGCAACGGGAAUCAUACUAGCUUGCACCCAGAAUUUAGUAAAUCCGAACAGCAACUAAGCUUAGCACCACGCCAAACAUCUGUGUCUACACUAAAUUUGAGCAGUUCCCAAUAUUUGAACGCUGAACUUCAAUACUCUAGCAGAAAAGGAAGUGCUGACUCUCAGUAUACUCAGUCAAGCGCUGUGAGCAACAAUUUCUUAAGUAGCAACUCGCAAUUCGACAUAAAAUCCACAAGUUCUCAUACGAGUACGGCCAGCAGUAGACUACCUCCAUCGCGAAGUGAAGAUACCUUGGUUCUUCAGAAUGAAAAUGUAGAACCUAAACCACGACCUCACAGUAUUAAUACUAGCGUGUCUAAUUCAUCAAGCCCUUUAUUAACAGUCAAGGGGUUUUACCCUGGAAGUAUGAUUAGCAUGAGAACGAAUAAAGGGAACGUGUCUGAAUCCGCCCAGAGUCUUUCGAGUGACUCAGAAAGCCAGAGCUGUCCAAUAACAACAGUUCCUUUAAAAAUCCGUCCGCAAGGGAAACAUUACAGGACUGCUUGCAACGUGAUAUCAUCUAAAAGCAUGACUAAUGUUAAGGCAUCAGACGUAGAUUUCACUGAUACAGGUCAAGAAAUGUUUCCUAAAACAAGUGUGAAACGACAGCCGCUUUUGGAGACACAAGAGGACGCAGAAUGUAAUAGUAAGGUUCAGAAGACUAAUGAAAGGAGUGAUAGCGAGGAGCAUGGUAAUGCAACUGACGAACAGCGAUCUCUUGAUCAGCCUGGUCCUUCUUCUGGUAUACUUCAGGUAUAUGCUGCUUAUGAAACCGGAUUGGCAGUCGGUACAUCCCUUAAAAUACACGUGACACCGCGCACCUCGGCCCGCGAAGUUAUCAAUUUGGUUGUCAAACAACUCAAUAUGGCGGCCAUAUUGAAAGGCAGGCAAGGACCAGUUUACGGUCCUGAAAGGUUCAAGGAUUUCUGCCUUGUCGCUAUAAUUGGAGCCCGAGAAAGAUGUUUACGAGAUGAUUUUAGGCCUCUGCAGUUGCAAAACCCUUGGAGGAAAGGACGGCUAUACGUCAGGCUCAAACACGAGGUGCUAGCAGCUUUGGAGCAGUCGGCAAAGCAACCAGCGUUCAUUUAAAGACUUGAAAAAGUUGUGAAAAUUAUCGAAUGUACAGAUUCUAGCAAAUAUAUAACAGUUUGAGUUAGAGAGAGAACUAGAUACUACUAUAAUUAACACUUAUUAUUUUGGUGCCAAUACUUACUUUGUUGUUGCUUUACUAGUUAAGUCGCAAGUUGUGAGUAUUAUAGCGUUAAAUCAGAUUUGGGUGCUUUCCACUUCGAAUAUAGCUAAAUAAAUAACGAUCAGAGGAACUAAAAUAUCUUUCAAUAAUUAUUAAAAUUUCUAGUUUGGCACAACAUUAUAAUGACUAUCGUUGAAAUAGCUUUGUCUGUCUAGUUGAAUUUUAACUCUUGUUGUUCUCUGUAGUUUCUAACACUUCUAGAUUAUAAGUGCUGUUGUGGAAAAUUUAUUAAUCAAACAAGAUAUGUAUAAUGAUUUAUUAUAUUUAUUUCACGAAGUCUGACUGACUAGACUUUAAGUGCCUGUUUUAUUUGAAAAACUGAUAAGUAACGUCAUAUCUUCAAGGGAAACAGGGUUUACUGAAAUGAAUAUCUUAAAAUUAAUGGAAUACAUAAUUGUUUUAUUAUUUUUAAAAAUUGUGAGGCAUUGAUGCUAUUUUUAACUUAUUCAGAAAACUAUUUCAGAAAAUAUCAUCUAUAGUAAUUGUAUAAUUAUUAUUCUUAUAUGUUUGGGAAAGUGUGAAUAGUUUGUUAUAGAAUUACCUAACGUAUUAACAUGUAAAUAUUAUAAAGGUAAGGUUGUAUAAAAAACGUUGGUGACAUUAUAAAUUGAACUUUAUUUCCUACCUUCUUUUGGCAGGUAUUUUACCUACAUACUCGGUAUUUAUUGCAAAAUUUAAUGAAUUGAAAUAAAUUUUUAUAAUAUUUAACUCUCAUAAAAUUAUAGUAAUUUUUGAAGUUCCCUCCAUAUUGCUAUUUUUUAUAAUUUAAUCAACCGAUCUCUAUUGAAGUAUUCUUCUAUAAAUAUUAAUUUAUGAAUAAAGCUAAGUAUAUUUUUUUAAGCUAAUUGUGAACAACGUUUCGAAUAUUAAAAAAUAAUAUUUGUAAUACUCAGAGUAAAUAAUGUUUGUGAUUAAAAAAAAAUAUUCACGAGUGUACAUUUAGGUAAUGGUGUACAUAGUGACGAAUGUAAAUUAGAAAUUGAAUACAUAUAUUAUAAUUAAACAAAAAUUAUUAGUAAACUAUUCGAGCCAUAAAAAUACGCAAUUGUAAUGAAGCCUAACUAAAUGUCUUAUGAUAAUAAUAUACUUUAUUUUAGAAUAUUAUCAAAUAUUCACCCUAUCCGGUGUUGUAAAUUAGAUUUUAGCUAGAGUGAGAGUAUGGAGUG